This is a messenger RNA of Nannizzia gypsea CBS 118893, 1260 nucleotides long. Its product is annotated as 3-ketoacyl-CoA thiolase. The record is from RefSeq and is a predicted model, not a curated record. Gene Ontology annotation, cellular component: peroxisome. The transcript has 4 exons. Gene Ontology annotation, biological process: fatty acid beta-oxidation; phenylacetate catabolic process. Lineage: Eukaryota; Fungi; Ascomycota; Eurotiomycetes; Onygenales; Arthrodermataceae. Gene Ontology annotation, molecular function: acetyl-CoA C-acyltransferase activity. Bases 1 to 1260 code for a protein of 419 amino acids.
AUGGCUACUGCAAGACUAAACGCUGUUCUAGCUCAGCUCAAGCCUGCUUCUGGCGGAAGCAGCGCUGUUCAGAAAAUUACCCAGAAGAACCCCGAUGACGUUGUCAUUACCCUUGCCGCACGAACCCCCAUGGCCCGAGGCUUCAAGGGAAGCUUCAAGGAUACGGAACUCGAUUAUAUCGUAUACUCUCUUUUGAAGGAAGUGGUCUCUCGCUCCAAGCUAGACCCAACCGUCAUAGAGGAUGUUGUCAUGGGAUGCUCGAACAACGAACGCGCAUCCAGCAUCAUCCGUGCUGCCUCUCUCGCUGCUGGAAUUCCCUAUACAUCCGGUGCCUCAGCCGUCAGCCGAUUCUGCUCUUCCGGCCUCUAUUCCAUCCAAGAUGUUGCCAACCAGAUCUCCAAUGGAUCCAUUGAGAUCGGUAUCGCCGUUGGUGCUGAGUCCAUGACCAAGGGUCCCACCGGAAAGCCCGCUCCAUUUGCACCUGAAGUUCUCGCCAACCAGGAUGCUGCCGACUGCUCUCAGCCUAUGGGUCAGACAUCCGAGAAUGUUGGUGCUGACUUUAACAUUUCGCGUGAGGCUCAGGACCGAUAUGCCGUUGAGUCCUUCCGUCGUGCGGAAGUUGCACAGAAGGCUGGGAAUUUUGUCAACGAGAUCAUUCCAGUUACUACCAAGGUCAAGGACCCUAAGACUGGAGAGGUUAAGCAGGUCACUGUGACCAAGGAUGAAGGUCCAAGAUACGGAACUACCUACGAGGCAUUGAGCAAGAUUCGCCCAGCCUUCCCUCAGUUCGGUAACAGAACUACCGGUGGUAACGCCAGUCAAAUUACUGACGGAGCCGCUGCUGUUCUUCUUAUGAAGCGUUCCAAGGCUGAAGAACUCGGCCAGCCCAUCAUCGGCAAAUUUGUCGGUGCUACCGUUGCCGGUGUCCCUCCACGCAUCAUGGGAAUUGGCCCAUCUAUUGCAAUCCCCAAGCUCCUCUCCAAGUUCAACCUCCGCAAGGAAGAUGUUGAUAUCUUUGAGAUCAACGAGGCUUUUGCUUCCAUGGCUGUCUACUGCAUCAAUACCCUCGGCCUUGACCACGCUAAGGUUAACCCCUGCGGAGGUGCCAUUGCCCUCGGCCACCCACUUGGCUGCACAGGUACAAGACAAGUUUGCACUAUCAUGAACGAGGCAAAGAGACAAAACGCAAAGAUCCUGGUUACCAGUAUGUGCAUUGGAACUGGACAAGGAAUGGCUGGUUUGUUUGUUAAUGAGCAGUAA